This is a messenger RNA of Zychaea mexicana, 1544 nucleotides long. RefSeq lists its product as uncharacterized. The record is from RefSeq and is a predicted model, not a curated record. Bases 242 to 1432 code for a protein of 396 amino acids. The transcript is spliced from 3 exons. Lineage: Eukaryota; Fungi; Mucoromycota; Mucoromycetes; Mucorales; Lichtheimiaceae.
ACCAGGUCUUCUGGAUCCGUCGCGAACCUAUGUGAGCCCCUCUUCACCACCACAACAAUAUCAACAGCAACAACAACAACCGCAACACCCACUACAACGGUCGGAACAGCCACGAAGACAAUCAAAGUGGACCAAUCCUCAUGGCAACAAUGACGACGAAGAACAACAGAGUCAUGAGCCGUCUUACAAUCAACCACGCAGUCGAGGAAGAGGAGCAAGUGGCGAGUCCGGCGCAUCCCGGAUGAUCCGCCAAGCAUUGCACUCGCAUAACGAGGACGACAGUGGCGACGAUGCGGACCCAGGAUGCUGCAAGAAAUGGUGCAAGUGCUUAUUCCUGGCUAUCCUAAUAUGGCUAGUCAUACUGAAAUACAGCGAUACCAUCCGCUUCACUCCACCAUCGCCGGAUCUGUCGUGCCAUGCAAGCGUUACUUGGGACGAUAUGCCAGAAACGAUCAAUGUUGAAAAGGAUGUGUGGAUCUCGGUGGAAGGGCAUGUUUCAAGUGGGUCCGUCAUUGUGCACAGCAUGGCAGACAGUGGCCAAGAAGGUUCGAUCCAGACUCAAAUCCAUGUGACCCCAUCCCUUGUCGAGGAGUUGUCGUAUGAGCUGCAUGAUGGCCGACAAACGCAAUUAACGAUCCGUCUGCCCCAACAAGGCGACCACUGCGUCCAAGUGGAUAUGGAGAUUUACCUACCGGACAAAGCCGAACAACUACGCCUCUCGAUCAACAAUGUACCCAUCAAGGUGAUGGACCCACAGUCUCACAUGGACUUGACAGAUCUCAGGACCACCAAUGCGCCCAUCGACUUGAGCAACGCGUGGGAAGGUAAACGUUUGACGCUACAAACUGCCAAUGCAGAUAUCCACAUGUCUUCGGGCGACAUUGAGGCGCGCGAUACUGUCCACUUGGAGACAGCCAAUGGUGCAAUUCAUGCAGCGAAUAUCUUGUCCAAGCAUUACAUUGAUUUGAUCAAUGCCAACGGCGUCGUUCAAGCAGAUCUGCUUCAGGGCGAUGACAGGGUCCACGUGGAAACAACCAACGCAGAGGUUCGUAUCGACAAGGUGUCAUCUGACAAGGCAUCCAUCAUUUCGUCCAAUGGAUGGAUCCAAGUGAACCAUGCGGUGGCGCAAGAUUCGCUGGUUGCAAAGACGUCGAAUGCUCCGAUCGAUAUUCACGUCGAACAGGUCAAGAACGGACAUACACAGCUUACCACGGGCAAUUCACCAGUGACGGUUCAUAUGACAAGAGAAUAUGAGGGCAGCAUCACAUUCACGACAUCCAAAGAUAAUGCGGUCAACGUACAUGACGCGCCAGAGAAUUUCGAUUACGAUCGAAACGAAUCAUACGAAAAGCGGGGCAUGCGUUUGAGCGGAAAUGGCGAAUUGAGCGUAAUGACGACAAACGCCGAUGCAGAUAUUUUCUUUGACAUUUAAAAGAAAAAGGGCAGAAAAAAAAAUAAAACAAAAGAUUAAGAAAGAAACAAAUAGUACAGUAGUAAGGGCGCGGAACUUUACAUUAUAUAAAAUAUCUUAAAUAUAUACAAAG